Messenger RNA from Trichoderma harzianum CBS 226.95, 744 nucleotides. RefSeq lists its product as hypothetical. Bases 1 to 744 code for a protein of 247 amino acids. Gene Ontology annotation, cellular component: Mis6-Sim4 complex. NCBI's taxonomy places the organism in Eukaryota, Fungi, Ascomycota, Sordariomycetes, Hypocreales, Hypocreaceae. The record is from RefSeq and is a predicted model, not a curated record. The transcript is spliced from 2 exons.
AUGCCUCCUGCUCCCACAAUCACCUCCGUCAAGCAGACGUUUGUCGCUGCCCAGACCAACGUCUUGUCCCAGCCGAUUGUGCCGUCUCGAGCCUGGCGCGCCUCCAACGACGCGUCCGAACAUGCGAUCCCGAACCGCCUCGUCGAAGAUGCCGUCGCAAGCGUAAAUCGCACGAUCCUGCAGCACAGUCGCCGUGUCUAUGCGCCACAGGCAAACCGAAACGUAGCUGAGCAGAUCAGCACCGUGUACUCGAGAGAUGCUGAGCGCAGGAUGGAGAAUCCGGACGAUGCUGAGGGCGGGAUUGGACGAGAGCUUGAUCUGGUUGACGAGAACGCUAUCGAAACACUGCCUGCGACUUGGCCCUCAGACAAAGAUGUCGAAGCCUAUCCAAUGGAGGCCAAUCGCUACGCCGAGACAGUUCGUCAACUCACCGACCUCAGCCAGCAGCGCAAAGAGCUGAGGCAGCGCGUUGAGCGUCUUCGCAGCCUACAAAAGACGGUCGAAUCGUUUCGGACCACGGAUGGCGUCGGCAUCCAAGAGAAUCUGGUGACUCGCGAUGGUCCAGUAGAGAAGGAGCUUGAGAAGAUGCGCUUCCUCCUUGCGCGCGUUGCUGGCCGUGUGAGCAAUUUGUCCGAUAGCGAUACGACUCAGGAUUCGGGCCAAGUAGAGCUCAAAGCCUUGACUGAGGCAAGAAAAAGGCAUAUUGAAGAGUUUUUGGCAGAUGGUCGUGUUUUCCCAUCCUGA